AUGCUGCACCGCUUGUUGUCGGCGGGUGCGCGGCCGCUGCGCCGCUCGUUGCACGCGUCGGCGUCUCGUUCGUUUCUCGUGCGGUCGCUCGACGACGUGCGGCAGAGCUCUCGCGUCGUCACGAGUGGUGCAAACAAUGCGCUCGAGACGCGCCGCUACCUCGUCCGCAACGACGAGUGCGGGUUCUCAAUGCAGCAGGAAGUGCUGCAGAAAGGCGCGUCCGUGCGGCUCGCGUUUCCGAACCACGUGUUUGCGCUGCUGGUGACGCGCGGCGAGGGCCGUGUGCGGCUGCUGGACGGACACGACGGCUCUGGUCAGACGACGCAUAGUGUGGCCGAAGGCGCUCUCGUGGCGCUCAAUGCGGCCGAAGCGAUCGAACUCGAAGCAGUGAGCGACGAGCUGCACGCCGUGAGCGUCAUGAACCCGCCGCUGUAUGGCGUCGAGCAGGCGCACGCGACGACGGGCGUGUUCCCGGCCGUCGACGCCGAUGGCGAAGAGCUCGAGAGCUUUGACCUCGCGGGCGUCAGUCGUUUGUUUACAGCGCCCGAGUCGCUGAAAGGCGGAAGUGCGCCGAUGAAAGACGACCCGCUGUUCUGA
This is a messenger RNA of Hyaloperonospora brassicae, 597 nucleotides long. Lineage: Eukaryota; Oomycota; Peronosporomycetes; Peronosporales; Peronosporaceae. The record is from the annotation of a GenBank genome assembly.